AUGGAAAUUGCCACGGGUGGUGUCGACGGUGUGACGAGGUGGGGGUUGGAGAAAGACGGGCGCGAGUUGAGUGUGCUGGAGACCUACGCUGGGUACUCGCAUUUCCAGUGGAGUCAUUCGGGGCGUUUUCUGGUGCUCUGGAAUGAGCGUCAGUUUCGGUUGCUCGACGGACGCGGCCACCGGGGCGCCUUGAUGCCCGUUUUCGAGGCCACGAGCGACGCGGCUGUGGCCUCGGUCCAGUUCAGCGCCAGCGACAGCUACUUCCUGCUGCUCUCCGAACAGACGGUUCAGGUGUUCAAGACGAACCGUAUGGUUGCGGUCCGCGGGACUCCGGUGUUGGCGCGGAAGGUCGGGGUUAAGGAAGAACUCGUCCCCGCCUCCUUCGUCGGGGACUGUGGCCUUGUCCACGUCACCCCCUCCCUGCAGCUGUCUUACACCAACCUCCCGACGCCCCCCGAGGACCCCGCCCAAGAGCAGGACUCGGCAACCGAGGAACAGGCAACCGAGGAACAGGCAACCGAGGAACAUGCAGCGAAAAAGGUUGCUACGGCCCCGGAACUUGCCGCAAAAGAAUUGACGUCGCAGGUGCUGUCCGAGUCCGGCGAAAGGGUGUCUUCCCUGGCCGUGUACUCGGCGCCGAACCCCCGGAUUGCCUACUUCUGUGAAGGCAACCCGUCUUAUAUCAGCGUUAUUGAGUUGAAGGAGGCCGCUGAUGCCGGUGCUGCCGCUAAUGCCGGUGCUGCCGCUGAUACUGAUAUCGGCACCUUAAAGAUGGUGUGCGGGUUAGUGAGCAAGACUCCGAUUGGCCGGGCAACGGAGGUGGAGAUGUCCUGGAAUAGGAGUGGAUGUUUCCUGUUACGCCAAGCAGUCUGGUGCUGUGGACGUAACGGGCAAGAGUUACUACGGCACGAGUAA
Molecule: messenger RNA, 915 nt
Organism: Gregarina niphandrodes
Lineage: Eukaryota; Apicomplexa; Conoidasida; Eugregarinorida; Gregarinidae
Exons: 1
Coding region: 1-915 (304 amino acids)
Molecular function (GO): protein binding
Source: RefSeq, a predicted model, not a curated record